Messenger RNA from Sabethes cyaneus, 2861 nucleotides. RefSeq names its product N-acetyltransferase eco (gene eco). Lineage: Eukaryota; Metazoa; Arthropoda; Insecta; Diptera; Culicidae. Gene Ontology annotation, biological process: mitotic sister chromatid cohesion. The transcript is spliced from 5 exons. Gene Ontology annotation, cellular component: chromatin; nucleus. Gene Ontology annotation, molecular function: protein-lysine-acetyltransferase activity. The record is from RefSeq and is a predicted model, not a curated record. Bases 15 to 2750 code for a protein of 911 amino acids.
UGGGUCGUUAUUCAAUGAGAAAGCAGGUGCGAAAUGUUGGUGACGCUCUGGGAACGAUUGGAUCUGUAACUCCGCAAAAUGAAAACAGCAGAAUUACACGAUCUAAACAUGUGCCCACUCCUAAAAUGUCCUCCCGGAAGAAGGCUCUCUUCGGUGGUGAGAACCAGAAAGUAAACAGAAACUUACUUGAUCCAGAAGAAGACUCUGAUCUGGGUCCAAUGAGUCCGUUGAAAUUUAGCAACAGUCCGAAACGGACUUUAGUCAAAGCAUUAAAUGUAACAUCUUUUCGCAAUAUCUUGGGAAAUGCUUCCCCUGAGAGUGACCGGUCCCUCUCACCAGAUUAUGAACGUCGUUUUUCCCAUUCAGACCGGUAUGAAAUUUUGUCCUCUGCUUGUGACAAGGAAAAUAACAUGUCUGACGACGAGACUCGUCACUCGUUUCCAAAGGAAAUGUCACGUGUGCGGAGUCCGUCCAAAAACGCACUGUUGGACGAAACAAACUCGAAUAGUUUAUCUCAGCUUAUGAACUCUGAUUUGAACAUUGUAGAUAAACGUACUCCUAUUCUUAAAACUCCUGGUGUAACAGAAGCAAACAAGGAAUCAAAACUCACGUUUAGAAAGUGCAGCGUUAUCAACAACCAUUCGACACCGAGUGAAUCAAAAGACCACAAAAUGCCGCUAGGAGAUACGACUAACGAGUGCAAAGCACGAACAUCUCUCACUUUCGGCGAUCUGCGGCCGAUUUCUACGAAAUCGUUUUAUUCCUCUUCCAUCGAGAAUGUCCCUCAACCCAAGCCUCAACCUUCUCGUUGGAGCCAACCACUAAAUUCAUCGUCCAAUGGUAAAACACCCGCAAAGCGGGCGCCAUCCAGUCACCGGAAACGCCCCAACACUAAAAAUCGUGGUAACUCAAUACGUUUGGGGAAUUUUAAUCGGGGAGUGUUUCAUAAAAUUAAGAAACCUGUUGCGAAAAAAUCAAAAAACAGUUUGAAAAAACUGUCUACUAGUCAAUUAUUGGAAUCGACUAGUACCAUAUUAGACAACUCUGUAGAAAAAUCCGUAAAAAGUGCCAGUAAAUCAACACCUACUUCUCCUCUGAUGCAACCUAAACAGCCACAACAAGAUGCAAAACUCGUUGAGCAAAUGGCUCGUAUUAAAAAAAUUUUGCAGAAUAUCAAAAACCCUAUCGAACAGGCACGACCGUUAUCUUUAUCGAAAUCAAUGAUGGAUUUAACGUGCUGUACCUUGUAUAGUGACGAACGGAACGAGUGUUCUCGAAGCGAGAAAUAUGCGAACGACGACGCGGACGAAGAUGGUGCGUACGAAAGUGACGAAAAUGAGGAUGCCAAAUCGGAGGGAGGAACCAGGUGUGGGGGAAAAUUUUUUAAAGCUAACUCUAGCAAACGCAUUAAACGAGAAUACAAGAUUGUUAACAAUAUGUCGGCGACCGUGCAGAAGGGCGGAAAAAUAAGCCUCAAUCAAAGAAAGCAACGCAAACGAAGGUUCCAAUCGAUUUUCGAUGAGGAAUUCGACUUCGAAACCGAACAGCUAGAAGUGGAUGACAUCAUCAGCAAGCUCAACCAGUCUCAGAUAAACCACAAUCAAGACCGCUCAGUUAAGAAACCAUUGACUAUUGAAGCGGAGAACACAUCCCAAGUAUCUGGAAAACUGGUUCAAAUUGAAAUUGUAGAUGCUGCAAAUAACGAAUUAAGCGACGAUGAACCAAUACCGCUACAAUCGAAUGUUAUUUUUGUAAAUACUACUUCGCCAUUCAAUACAGCUUCGGAGGAAAGCAGCAGCUCGAUAACAGAAGCGCCUAUGCAUGACGCUAAUCUCACCUAUCAAGAAUCUCCAAUGAAUCAAGUUGAAAAUAUGGAUUCCGAGCUAACUAUAAUCAAAACAGUCAAUGAUCAGUUUCGAGGGACAGAGCCACCGCAGUCUAGGGAACAAGAAAAACUGUUCCCAAUAUUUUACAAAGAUCACCAACGAACUGUGGAUGGUAGAGAAUCUUCAGCGCACCCACGGUUCGGUUUAUUCGACCCGUAUCGACGAAGACGCCGGAACGUACAAAACUGGCGUCCGAUUGGUUCCAAUCAAUAUCAAAUUGACGCUGGACAGAAGCAAUACGGAGCUCAGCAAUGCGCGGAAUGCGGUUUGGUUUACAGUGUUCACGAACCAGAGGAGGAGCUUAUUCACGAGAACUAUCACAAUUCUCAACAAGUUUUGAAAUUUACUGGCUGGACCAAUGAGCCCGUAGUAGCCCGCGUUCCGGAGUGGGACGUAACGGGACGCAUUCUGGCAAUCACGAUAGCAGAAAACAAGCAGAGAUUGCAAAAAAUUAUGGAAGUCCUAUCGGUGGUAGAUCGAGAGUUAGGUUACGUUGAACCGUGUUCGCUUGUGCUGGGUUCAGUUGUGUACCUCGCUGUAGCUCGUUCAAUGGUUCUCGGGGUUUGUGUGGCGCAGCCACUACAGCAAGCGAAUAGGUUACUUACGAUCGACGGUAUCGAUGGAUCCAUUGAUUGCUGCACUUUGGAAACUUAUCCAGUAAAGUGCGGUGUUUCUCGGAUCUGGGUAACACCUAACUUCCGUUGUCACGGGAUUGCACGGACGAUGCUUACUGUGCUGAGAUCGCAUUUUAUUUUCGGCUAUCCGUUGAGCUUCGACGAAAUCGCCUUCAGCGCUCCGACCGAAGCUGGCAAACGACUAGCGGAAAAUAUUACCGGUCGCAAGGAUUUCCUUAUCUAUAUGUAGUGUUAGAACAUUGUUCGCUAUUUCGGACUGUGAGUAUUUGUGCAUAUUUUCUAGACUGUUGUUUUUUCCCUGUUUUUCUGUUGUUUCUGUUCUAAUAAUUAUUUUUUUUUU